AUGACUGUAAAUAAUGUGUUUUCAGAGCGACAAAUCUCCCUAGUUACACCAUUGGAGGACAUCGCAGUGCCUGAAGGUGCAGAUGCCAUUUUUACCUGCACCUUCGAACAAUGCCCACCAAAUUCUUUCAUCUUUUGGUAAAAUAUUUUACAAACAUUUUUGACUACUUUUAUCAUAAAACUAAACUGAUUAAUUAAACUUUAGGUCAAAGGAUGGACAACGUUUUAGCACUGUAGGCAACAAAAAGUACAUCAGUAAUCUGGAAGACGGUGUCGCCACUCUCAACAUCACUAGUGUCCAGUCGGAUGACAGCGGACUUUACAAAUGUGAAGUCGAAGAUAAGGAGAACAAAUGCUGGUCAGAAGCCGCCCUCACCGUAACAGUAAGUUAAGCCAACACUUUACGAACCUCUUUUUAGAAGCAAACAAAUCAACCUGAGUUAAGUGACAUCAAGAUUGGAGAGGAUGCCCAGAAAGAUUCUAAACAAACAUCCCCCAAGGGUACAAAACCAAAGAAAGUCCUUAAGAAAAAGUCCGCAAAGCCAGCCCAGAGUGAAAGGGACGGGCAAGUAGACAGUGAAAGCUCGAAGGAAUCGCCAGAGGAAUCAGAAAAAGAGGAUCAACAGGCCAAAUUGGAUCAAAAUGAGAAGUCAGAGCAAAAAGUAAAGCAUGCAGCCAAGAUUCUGGAGGAUCUUGAAAAUGUAGAAGUGAAUUCAGAAGAAGAAUUGGUACUUAAAGUAGCCACAACUCCUGAAGAAUGGACUGAAGUUAAGUGGCUUCAUAAUGGAGUCAGAAUUCGGAACACCGAUAAAUAUAGCCUCGAGGAAAGAAAAGGUAAGCAGUCUGAAGGAAUAAGUAAUAGUAUCCUUUAGACACCCUCGCGUUGAAAAUCAAAAAUUGUUCCCAUGAGGACAAAGGAGAAUGGAGGUUAAUCAUUAAGACCGGAACUUCUUCGUUGGAGACCUCUUGUUUUGUUGACGUUAACGUCGAAGAAAACACCCCUCCUUCUUUUACCGUAAGGUUUUGUAAAAAUUACGACUUUAAAAAUCCCUAAUAUUUAAUUCAAAUAUUGUUUGCAGACCGAAUUGGAAGAUCAAUCAUAUGUUUCUGGAUGCAUGGUGAUGCUAAAAACGAUCGUCCGCGGGAAACCAACUCCCAAGAUAACCUGGUAUAAGGACAGCGAGAAGUUGUCAAACAGUGGAGACUACCGAAUUGUGGAUAACAUCAACUCCCACAUGCUGACAAUUCUAGAGACAACGACCUCGAAUGCCGGAGAGUACGAGUGUGUGGCAAAGAAUGUUAAUGGCAAGGCCGUCACCAAAUCAAAGAUAACAAUAACAGGUAAAAUUCAUAUAAAAGGGUUGAAAUUAAAUUUAGAUAAAAAAGCGAUCAAGGAAAACGAAGACGAAACCCAAGCGCCGAUCGUAAGACUGCCUUUGUUGCCAGUCAGAGAGCUUCCCGAAGCUUCAGAGAUUAAUCUGGUAUGUACUGUUACCGGAAUACCACCACCAAAAAUUGAAUGGUUCAAGGAUGACGAAUUGGUUACAUUUGCUAACUUCAAGGUAGGUUAUAACGAAUUUCCACUUUAUAUUCUACAGUACGACAAUGGAAUCGCCACCCUAAACAUUCCCGAAGCCAAGCUUUCACAUUCCGGAAUCUACACAUGUGUUGCCAAAAACAGAUUCGGCACAGUCAGAUCAUCCGGUGUUCUUUACAUUCAACGUAAGCUCUCAUCAAAACUAAUUAAAUGCUGUUUAGCCAAACCAAACGACGCUCAAAGGGCGCCAAAGUUUGAGGAAUUGCUAUACAAUUCUACCAUCGAAAAGGGACGGGAGUUAUCCUUGGUUUGCAAGGCCUCAGGAAAGCCGCAACCCACCAUCACAUGGUUCAAGGAUGGACUCAAAAUCAUCGCCAACCAUCGGCUUGUUCAGUACACGGACAGAAGAGGAGUGGUCAGAUUAAAUAUUAUCAAUGUCAACGAUGGAGAUGCUGGAGAAUAUUCAUGUGAGGCCGAGAACGGAUAUGGAAGGGACUUCACCCACUGCAGUGUGAAAGUGGUAACAGACAAAGAAGUUUCCGAAAAGCCAGCAAUUACUAGCCAGGCUCCAAAGUUGACCCGAUCAUUGGUCGAUUCGAAUGUCCAUGAAGGAAACAGAAUCAUAUUCGAAUGUGAAUUUGACUCAGCUGAAACACCUAAAGUCCAAUGGUACCACAACAAAGAAUUGAUCGAAGACGAAAAGGCCCUAAGGACAUACUUUGAUGGAAGAUUGGCUAUCUUGAAAGUUUUCGAAGCCAGUCAAUCUCAUGCCGGUGUCUAUGAAUGCAUCGCUUCAAACAAAUAUGGCGAAGUAAAAUCCACUGCUAAAUUAAACGUGGAACGGACGAACGGUUCGGAAGAAUACCCACCCAAUAUGCCCGAAUUCGACGUUCCCAUCAAAGAUACUACAGUAAUGGAAGGAGAAGAUGCCCUGUUUACCUGUAAAGUCAAAGGUGCCUUGAAUCCGACGGUGCAAUGGCUAUUCAACGGAAGUGCCGUUGUGGAAUCAAUGCUGAUUUCAGCGUCAUCAAAUGAUGAAACUCACUCUUUGACGAUCAAAAAUGUCACCGUUGCAAACGCGGGGGUCUACACCGCCAUUGCUAAAAACAUUUACGGUGAUAUUCAUUCUUCAGCCGAACUAAAAGUCACAAAGGGUGGGUUUCAAUCAAAAUAUUCUUACUAAAAAGAUUUAGACGAGACCGAGUCUUUGGUUGCCCCUACAUUCUUACAUCCAUUGCAUGAUAAAACUGCCAUUUUCGGAGAAAAUGUUUCUCUCAAAUGCAGUAUCGAUGCCGUGCCAACACCUAGUGUAAUAUGGGAAAAGGACGGAAAAGUCGUUCAAGCAAGCAAACGGUUGAAACUCGUUCAAGCAAACAAUGUAUACGCACUAAAGCUAUAUGAUGUGACUAUGAGUGAUGCAGGGAAUUACAUGGUAGGGUUUCUCUUCUUAAUUACCUCUCCCUUUUGCAGAUUACCAUCACAAAUCCUAAGGGAUCAGCAACUUCUGAGUGUGCACUGAUGAUUGCCACUGAGAGUGGGGCCGAUUCCCAUUUAGUAGCCGGAGAAAGUGAUACCAAUAAACCAGAGUUCAUUGUCAGACCACCAGAAGAAGCCUCGGUUUCCGAGGGAACUCCGAUUGAACUCCAUGCCAGGGUCAACGCAUACCCGACAGCUACGGUUAAAUGGUUGAAAGAUGGGAAGGAAAUCGCUAGAACCAAUCGGUCUUAUCACACCCGUGUCUCCGGCGACGGAGAAUAUGUUCUUCUGAUAGAAUGUGCCAUUCUUAAAACCGCGGGUUUGUUUUCUUGUUUGGCCGUAAAUAAGCAUGGCCAAGUCCAAUCAGAUACGCGACUCAAAGUGAAGAAGAGAAGUAAGUUUUGUCAUCAAGAUUUCAACUUCUUUUCAGCGUCUUUCAAAAGCACUGGCAAUGAGCAAUCACCAAUAUUCACGGCCGAGCUUAAAGAAACCGCCGUGAAGAUUGGGAUGAGCGCCAGUUUUAACUGUCAAGUCACCGGGAAUCCCGAACCAACGGUGUCCUGGAUUUUCAUUGACAAUCACGGAAACAAGCAGAUAUUGGAAUCUGGAAAAAACGGAUGGAAAUCUGUGAAGAAUGGAGGAAUCUAUGAGAUCAGAACAGAUGCCGCUGUAAAAACACAGGAAGGAACGUAUCAAUGUACUGCUAGAAAUAAAGAAGGCUCGUCUGUCACCUCAGCCAAACUAAUUGUCAGCGAUGGAGAAGGUGAAAUUGGCGCUCCAAGAAUAAUCGAACCUUUGAAAGAUAUUAAUGUGGCGGUCGGAGGAAAGUCUUGUUUUAGAAUACAAAUCGUGGGAACACCACAAAGCAUAGAGUGGUCACACAGUGGAAAGAAAAUUGCCGAGGAUCACCGACGACAGGUAAGUGAUCAGAAGGGAACGUAUGUAUACGUCAUAAAUUCAAUUUUAGAUCCGUCAACCUAAACCCUUCUUUUAUGAACUCCUUAUUUACCCUACCAAAGUCUCGGACGUUGGAAGUUACUCAGUUAAGGUUACAAGCAGUCAUGGAGAAGUGUAUUCAGAAGCCAUCUUGAAUGUGAUGCCGGGUCUGAAUCCUCCAAGCCCUCAACCUAUGAAAUCCCCAUUAAAAUCGCCGUUAAGCCCAUUAUUUCAAUUAAUGUCAGAACGGGAAGAGAUGAAAGAGCCCAGACUGAAUGUGAAGAGAAAAGGCGCGGCCCCGGACUUUGUAGUCGGACUUCAAGACAUUGAAGUGGCGGCCGGAGAUGUAGCGGCGGUCGCCGGAAAGCUUCAACCGAGAAGUAAGUCCUUUCGGAGCAUUGAGUAUCAAACGACUGAGUAUCUUGAGAAAUGUCAUAAAAAACACAUAAAUUCUAAACAACCGCAUUUUAAGAACGGAGACACAAACUGUUCGAAAAGCGCAACCAAGACGACCCUAAGGCAUUGACCGGAUCCUUGGUGGCCCGUUUGAGUAAUGAAAAUGAAGAACAAACGGACUACACACCACAACAUCAACGUCCCAAUACCAGUAAGUGACGUCCAAUGUAAUUAUCCCGCUAUUAUUUAGCAUUGGCCGAAAUCGGGAAGACCAUCGCCUUGCGGAAUAAGGAGCCCUGUGCUCCCAAAUUCUUUGUAAAACCCAAGCCAAAAACAGAAAUUGAGGAAGCCAAGUCGUUACGUCUUAAAGCCGCCAUCAGUGGAAACCCAAUCCCCGAUGUUCGCUGGGACAAGAAUGGAGUGAUUUUAGAGACCGGUAACAAAUUCUCAAUUUACAACGACGGGGACCUCUAUUUCCUCGAAGUGCAUCAGUUAAGUUCGUUUGACCAAGGCUUCUACAACUGCACGGCCACGAAUCACAAUGGGUUGGCUACAUUCACGACACAGUUAAUCGUUAUACCGAGUGAUGAAAGUCCUGUUUCUGACCUAAAGAAACGCCUGAAGAAACAGCCAGUGCCUGUCUCUUUCAUUGAGGUUUUGCCGGGAAGACAAAAGGUAAUUUCGUGGGGAGCUGGAUGUUAUAAAUAUGUAAACAAUUUUUGCAAAAGAAAAUUUUUGAAAAUUUUGUCUUACUUUACAUUCUGAUAGUAUUGCAAUUUCUUCAAUUUAGGCCAACGUCGGAGAGGAAUUUACAAUGGAAUGCAGUGUAGCCGGCUACCCAGCCCCCAGUAUCACUUGGCAGAGAAAUGGGACCACAUUGGUACCCCAGAGAAAUAAGUGUCAGAUGUUCUUCGACGGGGAAUCCGCUACAAUCCGCUUUGUUUCCUUGUCUCCAACCGAUGAAGGAACUAUUGUCUGUGUUGCAGAAAACCCCUCAGGAAAGAUUCAGACCCAGACAUAUCUGGAAGUGACACGGCCAGACGAUCUCAACACCAAUGUUCCCAAAUUUCGGGAAACGAAGGCCAGUUACCAGAAGGUGGUCGAUGGGACGCCGUUAACUAUCGAGACUGCUCUUCUUCAGGGUACGUAAAAAACAACAGUGAAAAUUGGAUAAAAUUGUAUAAAAGACGUUUAAUUUAUAUACGUAAUGUUUUAGGUGUUGAUCCAAUUACCUUCAAAUGGCUGCAUGAAAAUGUCACUCUCGAAGAUGGUCAUGGAUUCAAAUACGGCCGUAAUAAAGAAAAAAUUACCUUAACAAUUGCCGACCCAUUCCCUGAGGAUUCUGGGGAAUAUCUCUGCGUCGCUGAAAACGCACACGGAUUGGCGACAAGGAAAGUUCAAGUAACUAUCAGGGACACUAUCAAGUCCCCACUCGUUCAAAAACAUCCCGUGCUUAAUGCAUUGACACCUGUUAUUCAUGGAACCCCCGGCUCUUCCGUAGAACUUGUAGCCGAAUCCUCCGGCUCCGAAGCCGUCAUUUCUUGGUAUCACAAGGAAAAACAGCUCUUAGCCAGCGAAAAACACGAGAUGUUUAAUGUUACGAACAAACAUACAAUGCGAUUACAUGAAUUGGAGAAAUAUGACGAAGGAAUCUACAAAUUGUUGGCCAUGAACAACGUUGGACUGGCUGAAGCCGAGUUCAUUGUAAAUCUUCAGGACAACGUAAAGUCAAGGUAAAUUAUUUUAAGAUUACCUUCUUGGGUUUGUUGUCGAAAAAGUUAUUCUAUAACGCUUUUUUAUUUAGGGCUGGCAAAUCGCCCAAUUUCACCAGGAAAUUGCCGUCAUCAAUUAGCUGCUCGAUUGGGGACACGGCUACAGUAUCCUGUGAAUUUGAGGGUGACCCCAUUCCCAAGGUUUGCUGGUUCAAGGGAAGCAAACUACUCCAACAGAAAGAUAAUCUUUACAUCGAAACCACACCAACCAGUACCCAGUUGUCCGUUUAUUUGGAGGACAAAUCGUCUCAAGGAGAGUAUUUGUGCACCUUGAGGAAUCCAUUCGGUGAAGAUCUAAGCAGUUUCAAAAUUAUUUUAAACUGUAAGUAUUACUGGAAUUUUUUUAUGUCUGUUUGUUAGUCCAAUGUGUUCAUUUAGUCGUUUCAGUCCUCCAUAUGUGUGUUGUCCGUACCAUGUACACCAACGGCAAUCUUUAUGUACAGAAGAAUAUUUUGAAUCCUUGUCUUGCAUAA
Molecule: messenger RNA, 6589 nt
Organism: Bursaphelenchus xylophilus (pine wood nematode)
Lineage: Eukaryota; Metazoa; Nematoda; Chromadorea; Rhabditida; Aphelenchoididae
Source: the annotation of a GenBank genome assembly